AUGCGCGUAUUUCUUGUAAAUCCUAGAGCAUGAUGUUUUACAGAGCCUUGCAAAUCUUUUUCCAUUUUUUUACGAUAUUUUACUGUGUGACCGGUGAAACGUCAACGAAAAAAAAUGAAAAGCGAAUUGGUGUUAGAAACAGUUAUCAAAUGUGCCUCGACAGCUUUGACAUUCAUAGGGAUAAAAUUAUUCGAACGCAUGAAUCUCGUGAAAUGGGUGCUAAAUACUUAAAUGAGGGCGACGUCGAUUCAAAGGAAGAAUGUUUAAAAUUCUGCUGUGGUACAGAGGGUUGCGACGUGUUUAUCUUUGAAGAGAAGAAACCUGGAAGUUGUUAUCUUUUCCAAUGUGGGCCACUACAUGACUUCAAAUGUAAAUUCACCAGUCAUGCUAACUAUAGUAGUGCAGUACGUACCAAUUAUAAAACGCAAAAUAAUGCACAGCUAGAAGAGGAAAUACGUAUUUCUCAACAAGAACAUGAGUUAAAGUCUCUUAGGAAAGCGGCAGACGCAGCACCAGUAGAGUAUUCCUUCACUGAACCAUCAAUUAAAUUAAUUGCAACCUUAAUGCCAAAAUUACCAUUAACUACACCUCCACCUUUGAAGCAAGCUUGUAGCCGCAAUCAGUAUAAAUGCCGAUCAUCAGGAGAUUGUAUAGCAGUGUACAAUGUGUGCGAUGGCAUUCCACAAUGUGCAGAUGGAUCUGAUGAGGCAGCAGAUCUUGUAUGUCCUACAGAAAAACCAACUAUGUCUCCUCCUUUAAUGCAAAGGCCUCAACCACUCCAACAACCUCAACCACUUUCACCUGUUGAUAUUAUAAAGUAUCAACAAAUGGUGGAUCAACACAAAUCUUUUGCACCAUUGUAUGCUCAUGUUCCAGAAGUUAAUCCUAAACCAUGGGAAUUACCUAAUUUAGCUCAUCAAAUGAUACCACAGCAACAGCCUCUUUUAUAUUCGGCACAACAAAUGGAAGUACCUCAACUACAUAAAGGAUUUGGUGCUCCAGGGUACCAGUGGGACUAUCAACCACUAUACGAACAAAACAAAGACAUGUAUAGUCCUAUUAAUUCUCUUCAUGGACAAAACAGUUUGAAUCCCUAUGAACAGGAUCAACCACAUAUUUUCAAUCACAAAGGAUCAAGUGUUAUAGGAGAAAAAGAAACAGAUAAUGGUGCCUAUGUAGAUUUAAGGCACCCAUAUACAUCGCAUUUUAUAUCGUCAAAUAGAAGUCCAUGGCAAAAUACUCAAGUUUUUCCUUCCCCAUCCCCAUUAUCGAAUGUGCAACAAAAACAGAUGAAUGAAGUUGAGAGGAAUACAAUCAGUACAACUACACCUCCCUGUGAUGUAUCACAUGAACAAACGGAUGCGCCAAUGAAAAGCAAAGAAAUUAAGAACAUUGAUCAGCAAGUAGAGAAACUUGUUGUUCAUGAUAAAGAAGUUACUCAAAAUAGUAAUAAGCAAAGUGUAUUAAGGAUCGAAACUCCAAAACAUAAUCAUAUUAAAGCAUCGGAACCUAAAGAGCAUAAAAGUUUAAUAGUUAUCAAAGAUCAUAACAGGGAGCAUGGAAGAAAUGCUAUAAUGGCAGAACAUUUGAAGCAAGCAAAUGAGAAUGAAGUUUUAAGGCCCAGAGGAGCGGUUAUAUCAUUGGCUUUGGGACUUAUAAUCACAGCCAUUGCAGCUACAUUAAUUGCAUGCCGUUUACGGGUAGUUCGUAGACGUGGAAGACGUCAUGGACCAUACGCUCACGAUGCGGACUAUUUAGUUAACGGAAUGUAUCUUUAA
This is a messenger RNA of Dufourea novaeangliae, 1778 nucleotides long. RefSeq lists its product as uncharacterized. Gene Ontology annotation, molecular function: protein binding. NCBI's taxonomy places the organism in Eukaryota, Metazoa, Arthropoda, Insecta, Hymenoptera, Halictidae. The coding region runs from base 30 to 1778 and encodes 582 amino acids. The transcript has 8 exons. The record is from RefSeq and is a predicted model, not a curated record.